Molecule: messenger RNA, 1319 nt
Organism: Sesamum indicum (sesame)
Lineage: Eukaryota; Viridiplantae; Streptophyta; Magnoliopsida; Lamiales; Pedaliaceae
Product: protein TEEBE
Source: RefSeq, a predicted model, not a curated record
ACAUGAUAAGACUUCACUUUCCUUUUCCUGAUUAUCAGUUCAAUUCUAGGGGGAAUCAAUGGCUUAUCCCACUCUUUGUUUCCUUUUCAUAUUCAUUCUAUGCAGCAGUUUGGCCUCUGCAAGAACAGUUGCUCCACCUCUUGAUAGACUACUCCAAAAUGGGAACUUCGAAGCAGGUCCGAAGCCAUCAAACCUGAAUAAAACAGUGAUCAUCGGAAAACACUCCCUCCCAAGAUGGGAGAUCACCGGCAUAGUCGAGUACGUGUCCGGUGGGCCCCAGCCGGGCGGGUUCUACUUCGCUGUGCCGCGUGGGGUCCACGCCGUGAGGCUUGGGAACGAAGCCUCCGUAUCACAGUACGUCAGGAACUUGAAGCCCGGUUCGAUCUACAGCCUUACGUUUGGAGCAACACGAACAUGCGCUCAAGAUGAGGUGCUUAGGGUAUCGGUCCCUGGCAUGUCGAGCGACCUUCCGAUCCAAACGCUGUAUAGCAGCGAUGGAGGAGAUACGUACGCCUGGACCUUUAAGGCAAGUUCUAGUGUUGUGAAGGUCACUUUUCACAACCCCGGGAUGCAAGAGGACCCAACCUGUGGACCUCUUUUGGACGCCAUUGCAAUCAAGGAAGUGCUGCCCCUCAAAUUCACAAGAGGAAACUUGGUGAAAAAUGGAGGUUUUGAGACCGGUCCUCAUGUCUUCAAGAACUUCUCCACGGGCAUCCUCGUCCUCCCCAAGCGCCAAGACCUAUACUCACCCAUCCCAGGAUGGAUCGUCGAGCACACCAGACCGGUAAAAUACAUCGACUCAAAGCACUUCAACGUGCCCUCGGGUCUUGCAGCAGUCGAGUUGAUUGGAGGGAGAGAAACAUCCAUUGCUCAAGUCUUGAGGACGUCUCCUAAAAAAUGGUACAACCUCUCAUUCACAAUCGGAGAUGCUAAGAACGGAUGCAACGGGACGAUGACGGUGGAGGCAUUCGCCAGCAGGAAGAGUGUGAGAGUUGAGUUCACUUCACAUGGGAAGGGCCAUUUCAAGAAUGCAAGCCUUAGGUUUCAAGCAGCGUCGGAGAGGACUAGGAUUGCAUUCUACAGUCCGUCUUAUCACACAAGGUUGUAUGAUUUUGGUCAUAUGUGUGGACCUGUUUUGGAUGAUGUUAAGGUUGUUCCAGUUGCCUAGUGUUAGUGAGGAAAUAGCCAGGAGCGGCAAAACUGCUCAAAGAUAGUCAUGAUUGUUGAGUUCAAACUUCAAAAGGGUGUUUUCUUCUUGCAAAACUGUUAAAAAGGGAAUGGACAAGUUAAGCGGAUUUGAAUACUAUUGCAGGUGACUU